Arabidopsis thaliana (thale cress) is the source of this 1074-nucleotide messenger RNA. RefSeq names its product SNF7 family protein (gene VPS20.1). Gene Ontology annotation, biological process: vacuolar transport. Bases 167 to 898 code for a protein of 243 amino acids. The record is from RefSeq and is marked reviewed. The transcript has 6 exons. Gene Ontology annotation, cellular component: endosome. Lineage: Eukaryota; Viridiplantae; Streptophyta; Magnoliopsida; Brassicales; Brassicaceae.
GCAGAAAGAGAGAAGAAACACAAAAAUUGGACUUUGGUUUGAAAUUGGCGACAUUUUUGGGAAAUCUAGAGACUAAUAAUCAAUUUCGUCAAAAGAUCAAAUCUUGCUAAAUUUUCUUCUGCUCGUUUGAUUUUCCGAAUCGUUGGUUUCGAUAAGUGAAGAAAAGAUGGGGAAUUUGUUCGUGAAGAAACCACAGAUCACGGAGGUUGAUCGAGCGAUUCUCUCUCUCAAAACCCAAAGACGCAAGCUUGGUCAAUAUCAGCAGAAGCUUGAGAAAGUAAUUGAAGCGGAAAAGCAAGCUGCAAGAGACUUAAUCCGUGAAAAGCGAAAGGACAGAGCUUUGUUAGCAUUGAGGAAGAAACGAACUCAAGAAGAGUUAUUGAAGCAAGUGGAUCAAUGGGUCAUCAAUGUUGAACAACAAUUAACAGAUAUUGAACUUACGAGCAAACAAAAGGCAGUGUUUGAGAGCUUAAAGCAGGGUAAUAGUGCUAUUAAGGCCAUUCAAAGCGAAUUGGACCUUGAUGAUGUUCAAAAACUAAUGGAUGAUACUGCUGAUGCUAAAGCUUAUCAAGAUUGUGAAAACCUCUAUAAUCUUUUUUGUCGAGCUUUUGUGUUUGAUGACUCUAUUUACAUUUCCGAAUGUCAGGAGCUGAACGCUAUAUUGGGAGAGAAACUAUCAGCAGAGGAUGAGGAAGAUAUAUUAGCAGAAUUUGACAACCUAGAAAGUCAGCUUAUUGUUGAUGAGAUGCCUGAAGUGCCUACAAAGGAGUCUGAAGAAUCUGAGAAGCUGGAUCUUCCGGAUGUGCCAACAAAAACUCCUGUCGCUUCCAAUGCGGAAAUCACACCAGCUGAGUCCGCCACAAAAACAAAAGUUCUCGAAGAACCUUUGCCGGCUUGAGCUAGAAGAAACUGAUCAGCAAUACGAUUUUAUCAUUCUUUUACCAGUUUUUUCUUUGGUGCUCUCUGAAGUUUUCUGUAUAAUCUUUGAAGUCGCUGUCAUUUGUAAAGAACAAGAUAUAUUUGGAAUCCCAUUGUGUUUCGGGAAAGUUAGCACAAUUAACUUACUCUUUGGUU